Microcebus murinus (gray mouse lemur) is the source of this 8989-nucleotide messenger RNA. The record is from RefSeq and is a predicted model, not a curated record. NCBI's taxonomy places the organism in Eukaryota, Metazoa, Chordata, Mammalia, Primates, Cheirogaleidae.
GAAUAACUGUGGGGAUGGGGAGGUGCUGCCAUCAGAGACUCUGCUAUUAUGAGAUCAGAGACUAAGCUAUUAUGAGGUCAAAGAGGGUGGCCAAGGCAAAAAAAGAUAUCUACAAAUCAGAUGGAGUAUGUAAGAUCAGAUGGACUAGGUAUCAUCAGAUGGACUAGGUGAGAGCAAAGCUGUAGAGAGAUAGAAGAAGAAAAGCCAUGGUCAUACUAGGAACCCAAAGGCCCUGAUUUCCCUGGUGAGAUGGAGAACUCUUGGUGGUUGAGGUAGCUAUGGCUCAGCCAAGAAUUAGGAAAAUGAUUUCUAGAUAUUUAGGAAAUCAAUAGCAUCCCCACCAGUGUAACCCACCUUCAGUAGCCAGUAACUUUGGCCAAGGGAAUGAGAAGAAACUUGAUGAGCAGCAGCCUCCUGGAUAAGAAGAGAGGACUGGGGGUCCAGGGCCUCAAAGGGAAGUGAGGAGCUAAGAAUCUGGUCUAGACAGGUUGCCCCCAAGAAAGAGCAGCUGAGUCCUUGCAUCUUGUGGCAUCUGGUGUGCCCAGCACUGAAUCCGUCGGAGCUGAAGCCAGCCCGGCCCCUUCUCAUGGGCAGCACCCACCUGUGCUGAGGUCCUGCAGCGGUGGCAGUGUGAGGACAAGGUAAACUGCAGCUCAGCGGCAGGUGUUUCUGUGAUGCCUUCUCCUGAAAGGGAAGCUCCAGAGUUUCAGCCGUGGAAUUGAAGGAGCUGUGAAACCGGUUGUAACUGAAAAUGUCUGACGGUCUGGAUAAUGAAGAGAAACCCCCAGCUCCCCCACUGAGAAUGAAUAGUAACAACCGGGAUUCAUCUGCACUCAACCACAGCUCCAAACCACUUCCCAUGGCCCCUGAAGAGAAGAAUAAGAAAGCCAGGCUUCGCUCUAUCUUCCCAGGAGGAGGGGAUAAAACCAAUAAGAAGAAAGAGAAAGAGCGCCCAGAGAUCUCUCUUCCUUCAGACUUUGAGCAUACGAUUCAUGUGGGGUUUGAUGCAGUCACCGGGGAAUUCACUCCAGAUCUCUAUGGCUCACAGAUGUGCCCAGGGAAGCUCCCAGAGGGAAUUCCUGAGCAAUGGGCACGAUUACUCCAAACCUCCAACAUUACAAAACUGGAACAGAAGAAGAACCCACAAGCUGUCCUAGAUGUUCUCAAAUUCUAUGAUUCCAAAGAAACAGUCAACAACCAGAAAUACAUGAGCUUUACAUCAGGAGAUAAAAGUGCACAUGGAUACAUAGCAGCCCAUCCUUCGAGUACAAAAACAGCAUCUGAGCCUCCUUUGGCUCCUCCUGUGUCUGAAGAAGAAGAUGAAGAAGAGGAAGAAGAAGAAGACGACAAUGAGCCCCCACCAGUUAUUGCACCGAGACCAGAGCAUACAAAAUCAAUCUACACUCGUUCCGUGGUUGAAUCCAUUGCUUCACCAGCAGCACCAAAUAAAGAGGUCACACCACCUUCCGCUGAGAAUGCCAAUUCCAGUACUUUGUACAGGAACACAGAUCGGCAAAGGAAAAAAUCCAAGAUGACAGAUGAGGAGAUCUUAGAAAAGCUAAGAAGCAUCGUGAGUGUUGGGGAUCCAAAGAAAAAAUAUACAAGAUUUGAAAAAAUUGGUCAAGGGGCAUCAGGUACUGUUUAUACAGCACUAGACAUUGCAACAGGACAAGAGGUGGCCAUAAAGCAGAUGAACCUUCAACAGCAACCCAAAAAAGAAUUAAUUAUUAAUGAAAUCCUAGUCAUGAGGGAAAAUAAGAACCCCAAUAUUGUUAAUUAUUUAGAUAGCUACUUAGUGGGUGAUGAACUAUGGGUAGUCAUGGAAUACUUGGCUGGUGGCUCGUUGACUGAUGUGGUCACGGAGACCUGUAUGGAUGAAGGACAGAUAGCAGCUGUCUGCAGAGAGUGCCUCCAAGCUUUGGAUUUCUUGCACUCAAACCAAGUGAUCCAUAGAGACAUAAAGAGCGACAAUAUUCUCCUCGGGAUGGAUGGCUCUGUUAAAUUGACUGAUUUUGGGUUCUGUGCCCAGAUCACACCUGAGCAAAGUAAACGAAGCACUAUGGUGGGAACCCCUUAUUGGAUGGCACCAGAGGUGGUGACUCGAAAAGCUUAUGGUCCGAAAGUUGAUAUCUGGUCUCUGGGGAUUAUGGCUAUUGAAAUGGUGGAAGGUGAACCCCCUUACCUUAAUGAAAAUCCACUCAGGGCAUUAUAUCUGAUAGCCACUAAUGGAACCCCAGAGCUCCAGAAUCCUGAGAGACUGUCGGCUGUAUUCCGUGACUUUUUAAAUCGCUGUCUCGAGAUGGAUGUGGAUAGGCGAGGAUCUGCCAAGGAGCUUUUGCAGCAUCCAUUUUUAAAAUUAGCCAAGCCUCUCUCCAGCCUGACUCCUCUGAUUAUCGCUGCGAAGGAAGCGAUUAAGAACAGCAGCCGCUAGGACUGCAAGCCUUACCCCUCACCAUCUCCCUCAUGAGUAAGACUGAAAUAAAACUGUGCUGCAAGAAAGAUGAACGAAAAGACAGACAAAAGGGGUGGGGGUUCUUUAACUUUCCAAUGAAUAGAAACUUCUUAUAAGCCUUUUUCCUACACCCUCAGAUUAUGUAAUUUAUUUGUAAGCCUGAAUCGCAGCCCAAAUAGGGCAGCAAUGUUGAAGUGGCCAUAAAGUGGUCACUUCCCACCGUGAAGCGAAAGAGCCAGUAGUGAAUCCCCUCAUUUUGUGCAUUCACUUUGAAGAAGAAAAGUUUCUCAAAGAUGCACACUCCCUCUUCAUAGUGUUGUGUUUGUUUUUAAGUUAGAGAGUAGUCCCUCUUGCAUUCGAACCUCUUUCAAAACUCCUUACCCAAUGUGAUGUUUUUCACUUGCAUUGUCAUUAGAUGUCCAGAAAAAAGAUGUCAAAAUGUUUUUUUAAAAAAAGAAAGCAAAAAAGCAAAGCAAAAAAACAAAAAACAAAAAAAAACACAAACAAACAAACAAAAAAAAACAGAGCAAGUACUGUGUGAACAUGUGGAAGUCCAUGCCCUAAUAGAGUUGCAAUCUUUUAUUCUUCUUCUAUAGUGGUGGCUUGGUUUGUGUACCUAUUUUUCUGCAUUUGUAUUGGAAAAGGUUUCUUUUAGGACAUUUUCCAAAAGCAGAGAGGAGUAUGUGUGUUCAGGAAGGGCUUUUAAAAACUGUGUAUCUAAAUAAAGCUCAAAUGGUGAAAUCCUGCCACAUUUUCACCAUGAUGCUUUGGAGGUGGUUGAUUUGUCAUUUAUGGAAACUAGUUUGUUAAUCUUCAUGAUACCUGAAAGAGGGCAGACACACUGAAACUGUGGCAAUCCUACGUGGUCCAGGUCCUGGACCUAGGAAAUCCUGAUAGGAGAAACCAUAUUUAAACAAAGAAGGAACUUUUCUCUAAGAGCCAAAAGGGAAGAUAAGAUAUGUGAAUAAUACUGAAAUCCUUGUUGGACAUUAAACAAAGAUAAGAAUACUUAAUUUAAUCCUCUCUUGUGCUUGUGGAACAUAAGCACUGUAAAAUAGGCACAUCAGGAGAAAACAGAUCCAUUAACUGACAUUUCCUUAUGAUAAAAAUUAUUUGUUUUGACAAUUUAUAACAUUUUUAAAAGAUUUAGGGAACCGAGAUAUAAUAAACAUUCAACUCUGUAAGAAAUGGGAGGUCGGUGAAAGCUACAUCCCAAUCAACAUUUGGCUCUAAAUGCUUGUUCCCAUUUUCCCUAUGUAUCACCAAUUUCUGUUUUAGGAUAUGGUAUGUUCAUACUUAGCUCCUUGGGCUCUUAAAUAUCAAAAGAGUGUUUGUAAAGAUCUUGAAAUUCUCCAGUGAAAAUAAUUUUGGCUUGCAAUCAUAUCCCAAGAAAUGUCAGCCCAACUGAAUUCCUUUUGUGGCUUGGGGAAAAUACCAAAAUUUGACUAUUAUUUUACCAUAUAUCUAUUUAUUAAAAAUUCAACAGUUGGCACUUCCUGAAUUUUCUGAGAGUGGAAAAAUAUCUGGAGGCUGUCUGUGUAGAAAAGGAUAUGCUUCUCUUUUGAGUGUAUUGUCAAUUUUGCAAAUUCUGGAAAGUUGUUUCUCUAAGCCUUUGAAAAGCUAUCAAUUUGUGUAUAGAAGGCUUCUUGAUUUGUAGUAUAUAAAGAAUCUGAAUAGAACCUAUCUACAUUCAGCAAGAAGGGAAAAGAUAUCAAUGACAUGGGACUCUUUCCUUCUCUGCCAAGGGACAUCCAUCCAUCUAACCAUUCAUCCAUUCCUUAAAAUGAAAGCACUUUCUUUAGAGUUUCAGCUAACCAUAUAGUGCACAUGUUUAGGAGAUGAUGCCACUGGUGGAUUAUCUAUUUUCCUACUGUUUUCUUUGACUAUAAAAUUUGGGAGGGGCUUGACCCCCAUGAAAAUACUCGCAGUGGGAUAAAACAACAAACGUGAAAGGAAAAUCAAAUGGUAAUAUUAAUUUGAAGCAUGCUAUGUUAAACUUUGCAAAAAAGUGUCUGGGCCUGAAAUUUAUAAUGCCACACCACUCUAAUGAGAGAGAGAGGCCUUAAUUUUAAUUUCAUUGAACAUUAAGGUUUUUUUUAUUCUUACUCAUAGUGCCAGGGAAUUCAAUACCUGGGAUGCCAAUAAAAUUCAGUACACUGGUAACUAUACCCUUCCAGUGGAGAGAGCCCAAAAUCUAUUUGGGAAGCCCUAUUCAUCGAUUAGCAUCCCUUAUGUCAUAAAGGCCUAUUUUUGUUGUUGUUAUUUUGGAGACCCUGGAGCAGUGAUCCUUCAGAUCACUGUAGGCAGAGAAAUGGCUUCUCUUUUAUGCUUUCAGUUCAGCAUAUUAGCAAUGAGGAGCCUGGUACUUCUUUAUCACCAAUUUGUACCAAGAUUUGAUGAUAAUAUAUCCCAGUAGGCAUUACUCUUACAAAUUUUUAUCUAUGUAAAUUUUCAAAUGAGAACAGCUUCUGCAGCCCCUUCCCUGUGUUGGAGAGUUAUGUAUAUUUCUAAUAAGUAUUAGAGAGAAACCGUUUCUCGUGCCAAAAUGAUGCUGAAGGAUUCACAUUUGGUACACUUGAACAACUUGGACUCCAGAUGGUUAAUAGUUUAUUCCCUUUCCCUGGAUUUUUUUUAGCUCAUCUUGACACAGGUGAGUCUAUCCAGAUCUUUAAUGUUGCCAGUGUGCCCUGAGAUAAGGAGGGCACAUCAUCGAAUGUUGAUUCCAAAAUGUCCUGAGAUAGGAAUAGGGCAGUAGGAAAGUCAGGGAAGGGUGAGAAGCACAGUAGAGAUUAUUUAUUUAAAAAAGAAAAGAACACUAAUGUUGUAGCAAGGAUCCGGUGCGUUGUCAUAAUCCCAUGAGGAUUUUUGGAUGACACAAUCUCCUCAAAUCAGUCACCAUGUUGGGUAAUGACUUCGUUCUUGCUGAUCUCGUCUAUGUGUCAUUGUAAAUAUUUGUGCGUCCAUGUUCCAUUUUGGCUACUGGAUGGCCAAGUCAUGUAAGAAGAUUUAACUCGAGUAUUUAUUCUUCAACUGUGUUAUUCAGAUUUCUUUCAGGCUUGUGAACUGCACCCAAUGUUUGCGUUUAACCACCUGAUCCUUACAUCUAUCCCUCCCCUGUGAAGCACAUUCCAUUGCUAAAAGAAAAAGAAAUAUGAAAUUGCUUCCUGUUGUCUGUAUAACUGUUUUGAUAGUUUCAGAUGUUUGUCUAUAAAGGAUAUUUCUCAGCUCAAAGAUCGUGUAAAUAAUUAUAUUCCUUUGCUCAAUGGGUUGUUUAUUUCGAAUGAGGCUGCCAGUUCUCAGAGAGAUUCUAUAAAAUCACUUUUAAAUAACAUAAACAGGGAUUACAACUAUGUAAAAAUAAGUGUGUAUAUGGACAAAGACUGGGAACACAAAUAAUUGAAAUCAGUUGUGGUAGGGUGGCGGGAUUACGUGAAAAUUUUUUUCUUUUAAAAUUUUCUUUGAUGUUGUUACAAUAUUGCUUUAUGAUAAAUAAACAUCAGAAAGGGAACUAUAGAAACAUAGAAAAGAUGCCAGAAGCAGAUGCCUUCUGGCCAGAGCCCAGAGCAUGCAGGGCACAGAUAUUUGCUAGUUACAAUUAUUCCAUAGGCUUUAUACUUGCCUGGGUGCUGAGGUUGGCACACACUCGGGUAUGGCACGUGCUUUCUUAGGAGACUAUUAUCUAUAAGUUAAAGCUAGGGAGAUGUCACUAUUAGAACUCCAAACAUACUCUUCUGCUUUAAAACAAGCUGCCCUCUGCUUUGGUAUGGCAUUCAGGUGUCCGUUUUGUGGUAACUUUAGAUUGGAAGGGUGACCAUUUGACUAGCCCCUUUGAUAACAUCUGUUGCAGAUGUCACCUUUCUGCGUCAUUCUAGCAGAUUUUCAGGUUGACUUUUGAAGGAACAGAAGGAUAAAAAUCUCCAGCUCCCAUGAUUUCGUUGUCCAACAGGAUAUUACUGUAUAUCAUUCAGGUAGGAUUCUUCUUUUAAUGAUCAAUAGGCAAGUCCCACAGAUUUCAAUAGAAUUUGACUUGCAAUUAAAAGCUGACUCUGAAAUCCUUAAGAGAGAUAUCUAGGACUGUUUCUGCCUGUUGGCAUUCAUUUACAGUCCUGUUAGUUUGGGCUUAAGAUGGUCUCCAUGUGCUUUUGUUCUGCCUAAUUAUAGGUUGUAUGAAGUAGCUGUGAUUUUUAAAGAGCAGGGGAGACCAUCUAACCUAAAGAGUGGAAUUUCCUUCUAACUCACCGAAGAAACUUUAGGUGAGGACUUUAAUGAUGAGGUAGUAGCCUCAGGUAUGUUACUUAGUUUCACCAAAAGCAGACCUGAUACCUAGAGAACUCGCAGGCUUUGCAUUGGCCAUUCUCAAUGUACAAAUACUUAUUGGAGUCUUAACCCUGCCAUCCCGGUUGAAUUUCACGGUCCUUUUCUGAGCUACUUGUAGUUAAUAUUCAGUUAAACAAAGGCAUGGCAGUGAUGCAAGCAUCUCCCAGUCUCUGAGCUCUGAGCAAGAGGACUGAAAUUCAGCAUUUGUAAAAUGGCAGUCUAAUGGGCCUGGGAUUUUGAGUGAACUUAACACACAAUUCUGAACAUAUAUUUGCAUGUGGACUGGGAAGGAAAUAAAUGGGACCUUGGAAUUAAUGGAAAUAUUUUUCCUAUGAAAGAAUGUUUCAUAGAUUUGUUUUCUGUUGGUUAGCUUUUAUUUCUUUCACUCCUUUUCUGAUCCAUACUCCUUUAGUGACCAAAUGAAUAUCCCCCAACUUCUCAUACAUUGGGAAUGUCUGUUUAAUAUUAAACAAUGUCUAACUGAAUCUGCAAAUGCGGGAACUGAGAUAUCACUUCCAUGUGCACUCCUCUGUGCACAAGUAUACUUUACAACUUGUAGCAUUUACUGCCACUUAAUUUAUGGCUGAACUGGCAAGAUAAACUUAUAGAAGCUGGUUAGUGCCAUCAGAGUCUCCUUUGGAAGCUGCCAUCAGGUGAAUACUAUCCCAUAAUACCAGCAGUAAGGCAGGUAUCAUGUUCGCCUGAUUUAGUAUUUAUGAGAAAAUCAACAGCAAUUACAGAGAAUCCGAUGUAGUGGAAAGAAUACUAGCCUAGGAAGAAGGAGGACUAGAUUCUAAUAUAGGCUUUAUUACUAACUUGCUGUGUGACCUUAGGCAAGUUGCUUAACCUUUCCAUGACUGACGAUUUCCCCAUCUGUAAAAUAAGGGCAUCAGACUAGAUGAUCUCCAAGGUCUUUCCAAAAGCUCUAACAUUCCAUAAUAUUAUAGGUUGCCUUGCAAAUUCAACCUGCUAUAGUAAUGGAAAACAUCACAUGCUUAAGCCUGGGUCUCUUAUGUUGCAGUUAAACAAUAGAGUUGUGUAAGAUGAUGAAAAAACUCAAGUAAAUGAAGUUAAUAAUACUAGGGUAUGUUGAUAAAAUUGUGGCAGCCUUCCAAUUCAUUCAUAGUCGUUUGUUUUUGUUUUAAUGUCCAUUUUCUGUUGAGUGUUCCCAGUUUUCAUUUUCCAUACACUCUGUAUGUAAAGUCUGGUUUUGAUUAAGCUGUGGCCAGUAUUUGCUACUAGAACACAAAUACACAGUCACACUUGCUAGAAUAGAACUGUACUCAGGCCUCUCCUUUCCUAUGAAGCAGUGCUGGGCUUUAUAGAGGUUAAUUUGCAAAUGGCACAAGAUGACAGAACCCAUGCAUUUUAAUGGCUGAGACAUUAAGAGUUGACCUAGCAUUUGCAAAUUGCAGAGAGAGAAAUGAAAAUGUAAUUAAAUGCUAUUAGCAUUAAGGAGUAUUGACAAAUUCACUUGUUGGGAACCAAAGAUAGCAUUUCUGAUGACAACUCCCACAGUGAUUGGCCAGUUAUAUGAGUGCACUGCUGGAAAUAGGGUUAACUAGAAGUUAAUUAGUGGAUGGUCACAAUGCCCUGCCUACAGCAGAGUGCCAACCAGCCCUGAGUGCAAAAUUCAAGUUCAAUGUGUGUGCUUGUGUGUAGUGUGCUUUAUGGACCCGCAUAUACUAUAUUCAUUAGUGAUGAUGAGAUCUUUCACAGAAUCCUGUAACUAUUAAUGGGUUGAGUUCUAAAUCUCAGUACAUCAGCCAAGAAGAGCCAGAUCAUAAGGGUACUGAUGUCUACUGGGAUUAUACUCAUAAUAUCCAGAAAAAAACAAGUUGAGGAGGAUCUACAUUUUCAUUGUUUAUCAGAAUUGUAUCUCAUUUGGCUGUGCAUUACUUUUGUCAAAAUGUGUUAUCUGUAAACCAUGUGUAGUGAAAUUCUUCUGUAACUUUGGAUUAAAGGUAUUUAUGGUCUUUUUGUUUGUUUGAUUUUUUAGUAAGUUAUUUCUUUGUAGACAUGCUGAUGGUAUGGUUCCAUCAUUCUGACCUCAGCAUCUGAUCUUUUUAAGAAUUUUUGUUUCUAAUAUUGUUAUUUUAAUUGUGGUUGAAGCAAUAGAAAAUUGAAAUAUGGAUUGUGCAUGACUGUGUCUUGAGUGUAAAAAUAUUGCAGUUUGAAACUUGGACCUAAAGUAUUGCAAAUAAAAAUGACAAACAUCAA